Molecule: messenger RNA, 1299 nt
Organism: Naumovozyma dairenensis CBS 421
Lineage: Eukaryota; Fungi; Ascomycota; Saccharomycetes; Saccharomycetales; Saccharomycetaceae
Gene: EFM2
Product: S-adenosylmethionine-dependent methyltransferase
Exons: 1
Coding region: 1-1299 (432 amino acids)
Source: RefSeq, a predicted model, not a curated record
AUGUUUGAUCCGUUAGAUUUAUACAGUCCCGAUGAACAGGUCCAAUUAGAAAAAAUCACUGAAGCAACGACCAUCUUCACGAAAUUGCAUCAGGACGAUCCUGUCGUAGUUAUUACUGCUGUCAAUGAUAACAGAAUAGAUGGAAUUAAAGCCCAGGAGGAAGACGAAGACGAAGAAGAAGAAGAUUCCAUUAUUGAUAUAUUGGAUCUUCCGCCUGCGACGUACGCCACACCCCAAGCUUCUUUGUGCGUCUUAUUAUUGUUAAAACCAGAUAAGCAGGUUAAUUUCAAUACGUCAAAUGAUGACUAUGACGAUUCCACAAAUUCCAAAUCAGUCGAAAUUAUUUGUAAAGAAAAAGAGAUUUCUUCUGAAUUGCUCAGUUCAUUACUGACCUGGUAUACUGAUCUUUGGCCUAAUAGCAGGCUAAACACCGAGUUAAAAAUAUGCACCAGGAUACCUAGAUUAAGAAGUUAUGGUCAGAAAGAAUUAUUAUUAAAUUAUUAUACUUCCUUACUGAAAAAAUAUGAUAAUUGUAAUGAGGAUUACAUAAAUGAUCAAAUUGUUAAAGAACUAAGUUUAAGAAUUUCUGAAAAUUGUGGUAGAUCAGCUCAACCAUCUAUGACCAGAGAUUUUAAUCUUCAAAAUUUAGUUCAUGUCAUUCAGCUUUAUGAACCUUCAUUGACUGCUGAUAAUUUAGGAUGGAAAACUUGGGGAUCAUCCUUAAUAUUAUCACAAGAACUAGUCAAUGAUUUAGAAACGAAUAAAAACAACAAAAAAUCUAAAUCUAUAAGGCGUGUACUGGAAUUAGGCGCAGGUACCGGACUUGUUGGAAUAGCAUGGGCAUGUAAAUGGAGACAAUUGUAUGGUAAUGAAAGUAUUGAAAUGUUUGUCACAGAUUUGCCUGAUAUUGUAACUAAUUUGAGGAAAAAUGUUCAAAAUAAUGAUCUUGAUGAUUUUGUAGUAGCUGAUGUUUUAGAUUGGACAAAUCCUGAAGAUUUUAUCAAGAAAUAUUCUGAUGAGAAAUUUGAUACUAUUUUGAUUGCUGAUCCUAUCUAUUCACCAAAUCAUCCCGAAUGGGUUGUUAAUAUGAUUUGUAAGUUUUUAGCUAUAAAUGGAAGAUGUCAUUUGGAGAUACCUCUAAGGGCAAAAUAUGCUCUAGAAAGAGAGAAGUUAUCAAAUUUAUUGGAACAACAUGGAUUAGUAGUAUAUAAUGAAAGAUCGAGCGAGGGGAUGGAUGACUGGGGUGUUGUAAAAUAUUUAUAUAAAGAGAUUGGUUGGGAUACCACAUUGACAGAUUGA